This is a messenger RNA of Cuscuta europaea, 1202 nucleotides long. The record is from the annotation of a GenBank genome assembly. Lineage: Eukaryota; Viridiplantae; Streptophyta; Magnoliopsida; Solanales; Convolvulaceae.
GAUGUAUAUGGCCAUAUGCGCACAUUCAAAAUGAAAUUCUUGAUCAAUUUUCAGAUCAAUUUUUUCAAUGAGGAGGGUUGCCGCCAGCUACGUACUCCUAUCCCUCCUCUAAAUUAAAAAACUACCACCAAACUAAUUGCUAGUUAGCGCCAAAGUACGCCCUAAUUCAAUGAAGACUCCUAUUCAGUACGUUAACUGCUCUAUCAUAACUGUACUCAUAUUCAAUCCGAUCUCAAGAUAUACGUUGUAGCUUCUCCUCAGUGCUGCUUGGCGUGCUCAGAAUCACUUUUACGGUUGAAUUAAGCAGGUCACCAUCACAGAACUUCUACUCUAGCUUCCCAUGAUUCAAUUCAUUCCAUAGGAGUGAAGAGCAAUUUUAAUAGUACUAAAGCUUCCUUCAAUCCAAGUAACAAAGAUGUUGGAUACAAAAUCCAGACAAGAAUAGUGGUGAAUAUAAAUUAGGUAUUGCUGAAUUUAUUGAAGCCGCAAAGACAAACGUUGGACUAACGAUGCAACAAAAGAACAACAUGUAAGAUAAAACAUCUAAUAUACAUUUGCAAUUCUUUCAUCACUUUGUUACUGAAAAUUGCAUAUGCUUUUGUAAUGCUUAUAGGAACAAAUGGUUGCCAAGGCUAAUGAGUAUCUCGUAGAGAAGGCAAAGGAAUAUAACCUUCCUGAAGACACCCCUUUGAAUGAGAUACCUGUCGAUGAUCCUGAUAUUGGGCUUGAAAUUAUGACGUCUGUUUUAGGUUCCACACCAGGUCGCCUACGAGAGACAAAGCCAACAUCUAAAAAAGUGAAACACUUAGAAAAAGAAUUGGAGGUAGAACGAGCAGCACGGAAGGCUGCUGAUGCCGCUCGUAGAGAGGCAGAAGAAAAGAUGCAAAACACAUUGAGGAAUGUAGGGCAUAAAUUCAAUUUUACACUUCAAUCUUGGCAUCAAUCAUUAAUGCAAGUGGGUGUUGAUAUACCACCACUCACUCCUUUUUCUCUUGAAGAUGGUGGAGAACAUGAGAAUGCCACUAUCAUGGAUGACUAGUUCGUCCUACAUAAGUUACUAUAUUAAGUUUUUAGAUGAACGAAACAUUACAUUGACUACAUUUUUAAUUUCAAUUAUGUUACACAUUCCACUUUAUUAUGUGAUAAGUAUGUACUGUGUUUGAACUCAAAUUGUAAUAUUUCAUUUGGAGGUGAUUUGGAGA